ACCUCCAAGCUUGAUUUCUCAUCUUGGCUAUUGUCACUUUCCAAUCACAACCCCGGCGAAAAACAGUAACAGGUAUGGUGCGAUAGCUUCUCUCCUGAUAUGGACUGGGGUCAUGUCGGCCUGGCCUUCGACCCCUCAUUUCUCUCUCAACAUCACAACCACGCAACACCGUAACAAAGUUUCACCACUCUCCGUGAACUUGCCACACCAAUCCAGGUUGUUUCCAACUUCCCGACUCGGAUAAACCAGCAUUCGCACAAGUUCAAACUCGAAGCCAAACUCAACCUAGCGUCGUUAACAGCAGGCGGACCUCGCCGAUCACCACGGAGCACUCCUUGUUUAUUCCCUCAAACCCACCAUUUAUUCUCCCACAUCGACUCCCUCUUUUUUCAGACUCAUCCUUCCACUCUCGCCAUCAAUCUCAUACGGCCCCGAAGCCAUCAUGCCCGUCACCACAGUCGGAAUAGCAGGCAUAACCGGCCGCCUCGCCCGCCUAAUAACCCAUCACCUCCUCGCCCUCUCCCCCACCCUCACCAUCAAAGGUUACUGCCGCGACCUCUCCACAGCCACCUCCUACCCAACCCUCAAAAACAUCACCAUCACCCAAGGCGACCCAUACGACCCCACCGCCCUACGUCAUUUUGUCUCGGGAUGUGACGUGGUGAUCUGCGGCUUUUUCGGCGACCCCCGCCUCAUGACCGAGGGGCAGAAACUCCUCAUUGAGGCGUGCGAAGCUGAAGGGGUGAAAAGGUAUGUCGCGGGGGAUUGGACGCUGGAUUAUGAUAAACUUCAGUAUGGGGAGCACCCUCAGAAGGAUUGCCAGAAGAGGGUGAAGGAGUUUCUCCAGGAGGACGGGAGGAAGGUCAAGGGGGUGCAUAUGUUGAUUGGGAUUUUUUACGAGACGUUUUGGAGUGAUUAUUUUGGGGUUUUUAGGCCGGGGGAGGGGGAGGGGGUGGUGAUGAGGUAUUGGGGGACUGGGGAGGAGGUUUGGGAGGGGUUGAGUUAUGAUGAUGCUGCUAGGUAUUCUGCCAACGUGGCGCUGGAUGAGGAGGCGGUGGGGGUUGUGACUUUUCUUGGUGACAGGAAGAGUACAAAGCAGCUUGCGGCCGAGUUUGAGGAGGUUUAUGGAGUAGCUCCGAGGUUGGAUUGUUUGGGUACGGUGGAGGAGUUGCAGACCAAGAUGGAGACCACGCGCGAGAAAGAGCCGCAAAAUAUCUUUGCUUGGUUGGCUGAUAACUACCAGACUUAUAUCAUGAACGGACAGACCUAUGUUCCAACCAAACUGGAUAAUGGGCGCUAUCCAGAUGUCAAGCCGCUGACAUUCAAGGAGUUCCUUCAGAACCACAAGGUGGAAGAGUUGAACGGCUUGUAUACUAAGGCGGCUGCAGAUCUCUGAGAAAGCAAGAUCACUGAAUAACGACUGUACGAGAAACGAAGGGAAUAUCAUAGAAAUAAGAAAUCGAAACUUGCCCAAAAUCUAUCAGAUUGACCGGCCCCGAGUCAUCUGAUCGGAUGCGAUGACAUGCAGCUUGGACCCUGAUCCUCCCGGC
Podospora pseudopauciseta is the source of this 1550-nucleotide messenger RNA. RefSeq lists its product as uncharacterized. The coding region runs from base 443 to 1396 and encodes 317 amino acids. The transcript has 3 exons. Lineage: Eukaryota; Fungi; Ascomycota; Sordariomycetes; Sordariales; Podosporaceae. The record is from RefSeq and is a predicted model, not a curated record.